ACGAAACCUUAUCAAAUGUAGGAACUUACUGUGUAACGACAAAUGUGUUUCCCGGAUAAAUUAAGCAUCUAAUACGCACAGAAGCAGGAAUACAUGGACGUUAUUUGUCUGGCCAAGUUCUGCACGGUCGAACAAUAUUUCAAAGAUCUUUCACGCCUGGUUUCAACAACAGCAAGAUCAAUUAUUUGAUAUGUCUGCUCAGCCUAGACGGGGGCGCCACGAAGAAAUUCAUCGAUAUGGAUUCCAGAGAUACAACGCUGGCAACAUGAACACUACAGGAACACGUGCUGUUGACUCAAAACAAGCACGCUCGCGGCGGCCAUUUUUUCAAGAAUCCGAAAGACAAAGAACACGUAGAAGAACACGAAGGCACCUUCUAACGCAUCCCAGCGAAGCCUGGGGUGUUGAGGUUCUUUACACCAACGACGUCUUCGAGGCAGAAAACUGGCUGAGGGAGCAUAUCACAGCUUGCUCUGCCAGGGUUGUCGGCUUUGAUAUCGAGUGGAGGCCACAGUUCGUAAGCAAAAGAGAUGGCGGCACCGAAAACCAAACGGCCGUACUACAAUUAGGAGUCGAGGCAUCUUGUUUAGUUUUACAUAUUUUCCAUAUGAACGAGUUGCCAAGGUUGCUCAUUUCAAUUCUAGGAGAUGAAAAUAUCUUAAAAGUUGGUGUGGGCAUCGAGGAAGACGCCUCAAAACUAAGAAGGCAUAGAGGUUUGGUCUGCGAAGGAAUGACUGACAUUCAAAAGAUGGUUCAGACUACAGAGCGCGGGCAGCAAUUUGGACUGAAAGCACUAGCACAACGCUUUCUUGGUAUCGAACUCGAAAAAUCCAAGAGGAUAACCAUGAGCAACUGGGAAAACUUCCCUCUAACGUUAAGACAGAUUGAAUACGCUGCUCUAGAUGCUUGGGCUGGAGUGAAAACUUACCACGCCAUUGUUCAAUUUCAACAAGGCACAUCGUCACAGUCUCCUGCUGUGUCCUAUAUACAUGUAUUGGCUUAUACGCUUCUCAUUUUGUUUUUCCUUUUUGUUUUCUCAGCGCUUAAUAUCACGUAAAAAGUUGGAAUGAAUCCCAUUGCAGCUCAAUCUGAUAACAAUUUCUGCCUGCGGGCAUUGGCCGUUUACCCCCUCCCUUCUAGAGGGAUGGAUGAUGAAUGGAGCCCUUUAUUUAAAUACGGCAUUUUAUCAAUUAAAAUAAGUGGGUACUCCUUAUAUGGGCUGUAUACACUGUAGGGAGGCAGGGAAAGAUAAAUUUUGACUGAAUUUUGGCCAGUUAAACAGAAAAUAUUUCCGCCUACUUUGCUUGUUGAGGGCAAAGUCAAUCAAAAUAUUCCAGAAGAUUACCUGAUUACCUAUCAGUCAUAAUCUUAUUAUUUCCUUGUUUUACUUGGUACCAUGCAGUUACAUGCGCUAGCCUGUAUCACAGACGGAAAUUUACCUGUAAAUAACCCGCGAUAGGUAGUGUAAACAUGGUGAUGAAACCAGAACUUACAUGUAGAAUACAUGUGAUUGUACUUUUAGAUACUAAGUAGUAAAACUAGAUAGAACGCUAGAUAGUUCUGGAAGAGUGCUUAUACUUACAGAGUGUGUUGAAACCUUC
Messenger RNA from Orbicella faveolata, 1601 nucleotides. RefSeq lists its product as uncharacterized. Gene Ontology annotation, biological process: nucleobase-containing compound metabolic process. The record is from RefSeq and is a predicted model, not a curated record. NCBI's taxonomy places the organism in Eukaryota, Metazoa, Cnidaria, Anthozoa, Scleractinia, Merulinidae. Gene Ontology annotation, molecular function: 3'-5' exonuclease activity; nucleic acid binding.